GUUAGCUUGACUAAGUUAAAUGACGUCACCCUUAGCUCCCGGUUAAAACUCUUACGGUCCGGUGUCCUCCGGUAAUUAACUGACUAAAGGUCUCUCGGGGACAGAUGAACCGAACUCCCCGGUGUCCACAUGAACACAGCCGACGUUAACCGAGCCGUUCCGACCGGGUUUAACGGCACUUUUAGGCUCGAGGAACUGUUUUAACCGGAGCUGCGCAGACAGCGGGGAGGACCGGAGGACCGGAGGACCGGAGGAGCUCUGACCAGGUUGUCUCUGUGGAUGUUACCGGAGAAAUGAGCAUCACGGAGUUUCAGUGGAGCCUCUCCCGGUGCUCGGACACGGUGAGGUAACGGGACGGGGUCAGACAGCAACCUGUGGCUGGUUGCCGGUGACGCAGGGAGGAUGAGCGGGGCUGCCGUGCUGCUGCUGCCGCUGCUGCUGCUCAGCGGCCGGGACGUGUUUACCUCUGCCCGGUCCCUGAACGCACCACAGGACGGAGCAGUCCAGCCCGUGGACGGACAGGCGGACGGUACCGACGCCCUCACCGUGACAGGUGUGGACAGGCGGUGGCGCCCCCUGCUGGGGAAAACUCGACCCUUCAUCCUGGUGGACGGACAGAGGAGGAGCCUCGCUGAAGCUCUACAGGACGGUCACCCCGACAGGCUGCAGUGUGGGCUGGAGGUGAGGGGCCGACUCUUCCUGCUGGACCUGGAGAAGAACCAUGACCUGCUGCCCAAACCGCCAAACGUCUUCUACUAUCUGCCCAACGGCACCGGCGUCUCUGUGAGGGCCCACCCUGUGACUCAUUGUUAUUACCACGGCAACGUCCGAGGAUUCCCCCAGUCCAGAGUCGCUCUGAGCACCUGCUCCGGACUCCGCGGCAUCAUCGCCAUCAACUCCACCCUGAGCUUUGAGCUGAAGCCUCAGGAGGACAACGUCCACCACCCCCACCACCAGGGGGCGGAGGAGGGCCGAGCAGGGGAGAGUGGAGCAGACGGGAGUGGAGGGAGCGGAGGAGGAGGAGUAGUAGAUGAAGAUGGAGUCCACCUGCUGUUCUCCACCAGCCCUCUAGAGGGCGACAGUGCUGGAGGCUGUGGAGUCUCUCACACCGCUGUGCCCCCGAUCCACAGCUCCACACACACACACCGGUGGAAGAGAGACAUCCUGUCAGAGACCAAAUACAUCGAGCUGGUGCUGGUGGCCGACCACCAAGAGUUCCUGAACUACCAGAAGAACAAUAAGACCAUCAUCUACCGCAUGCUGGAUGUGGCCAACCAGGUUGACUGGUUCUACCGUCCUCUGAACGUGCGUGUGGCGCUGACCGGUCUGGAGAUCUGGAGCGACCGCGAUAAGAUCCGGGUGGAGAAGAAUCCCACCGACACCCUCACCAACUUCCUGGAUUGGAGAGCCAGAGAGCUGCUGCCCCGCCUUCGCCAUGACAACGCCCAGCUCGUCAUGGGCGGAUCUUUUGACGGCACCACGGUGGGGAUGGCGUCUCAGUCGUCCAUGUGCUCCAGAGACCGCUCGGGUGGAGUCAACGUGGAUCACCUGGUUAGCGUGCUGGGCGUGGCCUCCACCGUUGCUCACGAGCUCGGUCACAACCUGGGGAUGAGUCACGACACCGCAGAGCGUCGCUGCGCCUGUCAGAACGAACCGCGGCUCGGAGGAUGUAUCAUGGAACCCUCGACCGGGUUCAUGCCGGGGCAGCAGUUCAGCAGCUGCAGCGCUGCAGAUCUGUCCACCAGCCUGCUGCACGGCGGCGGGAUGUGUCUGUUCAACGUGCCGCAGCCCGACCGCCUGCUGGGAGGACCGCGCUGUGGAAACCUGUACGUGGAGAAAGGAGAGGAGUGUGACUGCGGCCUGCUGGAGGAGUGUGAGGAUCCCUGCUGUAACGCCUCCACCUGUAAGCUGGUUCCUGGAGCUCAGUGCUCAUCUGACGGCAUCUGCUGCCAGGACUGCAAGCUUCGGUCUGCGGGUUCGGUGUGUCGUGACCCGCUUGGUGAGUGUGACCUUCCCGAGUUCUGCACAGGCUCCUCCCCCUACUGCCCCCCCAACGUCUUCCUGCAGAACGGGGAGCCCUGCGAGGACAGCGCCUCCUACUGCUACGGAGGAGUCUGUGCCAGCAUGAACACUCAGUGCCAGAUGCUGUGGGGACCCAAUGCGACCAGCGCUCCGCCUGUCUGUUUCUCUUCAGUCAACAAACAAGGAAACAAAUUUGGAAACUGUGGUCAGCUAACCAACGGCUCCUACAUCCCCUGUGGGAACACUGAUGUUCAUUGUGGCAGGAUCCAAUGUCAGGGCGGGAGGCAGCGCCCCCUGCUGGGCACCAACGCAGAGAUUCUCACCACUAAGGUCAAAUUUAACUACAGCGAUCUGGUCUGCAGAGGAACCUUCUUCCACCUGGGAGACGACGUGUCAGACCCCGCCACCGUGGCCCAGGGCACCGCCUGCAGCCCCGGCAAGGCCUGUUUGAACCAGAAGUGUCAGGACGUGUCGGUGUUUGGUGUGGAUGAAUGUCGUAGGAAGUGUAACGGUCACGGGGUGUGUAACAGUAAUAAAAACUGUCACUGUGAGGUGGGCUGGGCUCCUCCUGAAUGCAGGUUCUCAGGUCACGGAGGCAGCGUGGACAGCGGGCCGGCCAGAGCUGCUGGAGAGUCUGAUCCGGUGCGAGUGGCCCUGCUCAUCAUUUUCCUCUUCAUUGUGCCCGUCGUCCUUCUCUUCCUCGCUCUGCGCUUCCCUCGAUUCAGACGGAGUCUCCUCUGUGUCAACAGCCCGUUUCAUAAAGCUCGCCAACACAGCCGUGUGACUGACUUUGAGAUGUUGGGUCAGGAGUUUGUCCCCGCCCACGUCUCCAGGACGCCGGCGAUGGAGCGAGUGGACGGCAGGAACGGGGAGCAGGUCCGACCUCUGAGAUACCACCUGAAGCCGCAGACCGACAUCCCACUGACCUCGCCCUGCACAGAGGAACAUGACAGACCUGCUCCUCCCUCUAAGCCACUCCCCCCUGACCCCGCCCUAAAACCCCCGCCGCAGCGACCUGCCCCCCCCACCAAGCCUCUGCCCCCCGACCCCCCCAACCAGCUGCUGGUGAGUCGACCAGCUCCGCCCGACAAGCCACUCCCCCCUGACCCUGCCACACCUGGACAGGUCCCUGGGCCACCCAAACCUGUGGUUCCCAUUAAGCCCCGCCUUCAGGUUCUGCUGUCCCAGCCCCCCCUCCCACCACAUCCCGGUUACACCAGCACCACCAAACCACAGCGUCUCCGAGCCGUCACACCUGCAGCCGGGAUCAACAGGCGACCUCCUCCUCCUCCUCCUCCUCCUCCUCCUCCUCCUCCGCUUCGACCCGGAGCUCCUCAGAAAGUCGAGACGUCUCCGCUUUAACCUCGACGCACUCGGACACUCUGAACGACCCGAUGAAGAGGACUCUGAUCUACUCUCUCGUCUUCGCUGACCUCAAACUGUAAAUAAAUCUCCUCCUCUAAUCUUCAGUGCCUUGCUCCGCAGCACGCCGCAGAGGGAAAGCGGACACUCGGGAAUCAAACCCCCGACCUUUAACUGCUGAGGAUGUCACAGUCCAGUGUCCUGGUGUGAUGAAUGAUACAGCGCCCCCUGCAGGGGGAUCAGUGCCUUUCUCAAACACUGGAAUCAAACCUGUGAUGAGCAGGAGGGUUCCCAAACUGUGGUCCGGGACCCUGAAGAGGGUCCUCUGGACAUUAAAAAUAUAUUUUUAAGUUUAAAAAAACUUUUCAGUAAAACUUUAAAAUAGAAGGACGAACACUGAAAGGAUGUUAUCGUCAUGGAAACAAAACGUCCUGAUGGACUCGACCACCGUGAGUUAAAUAUCGUGGAAUAAUCCUUUAAAGGAGGAGCGUCCUCGGACUUUGUGACUGACUCAUCAGGUCAACCACGGCGAGAUUAGUGAUGCAUUCUGGGAAAAAAUCUGAGAAUUUAAGAAUGAAGUUGAAAAACAUUAAAAAUUCAGUUUUAAUAAGGUGUGUGUGUGUGUGUGUGUGUGUGUCUCAGUCCUGUGAUUGGCUGUUGACCUGUCCAGGUGUAACCCCGCCUCUCGCCCAACGACAGCUGGGAUUGGUUCCAGACCUCGUUGAAGUUAAGCGUUAGACAUGAUGGAUUAAAUUCAAAUCAAAUUUAUUUUUAAACACUUUAUUUUAUUUUGUAAACUUUGAAUGUGACUGAAACAUUUUCACUUUAUUCUGAAACUCUCAGACUUUACUCGCUCGUCCUCUGAUGAGUCAUCCUCCUCCCGUUGGAUGGCCUCGAUGAUUUCCUCGUUGGACUUUGGACAGGAAGUGAACGUUAGCCUUACAGGAACAAGUUUUUAUUGACUGUAGACUCACACCAAAGAUGCUGUCACAUUUAUCGCCUCUGUGCUUUUAUUUUGAAACCUGCUGACACUUCUGAUAUCGACACUUUAUCUGAAAACGUAACCGCAGAUUUCACAGAUGUUCUGAAAAGCGAGCAGCUGCAGAGUGAUUAAACGGUUUGAUUUUUAGUUUCCAGGUGAAGAAGACGGACCGAUAACAGAAACGACAAUAACAAACCAUAUCAACAGCCGUUUGUUACCACGGCAACACAAACAGAAUAUUUGGUAAUGAUUGAAAUAUUAAAGGUUGCACGUCUGAGUUACACAAACACGUUAGCCGGUGCUUUCUCUCUUUUGGUUUUACUUUUUAAAACUGUUGAUCGUUAAAAUAAAAGAUUCUAUUGUUUUCAAAACGUGUUUUUUAAAGAAGCCUCAGAGCUGCAGGUCGUUACAAACGUUAAGUGUUUACUCGCUUUGAACUACGCCGACGUGUAAUAUGCAUAUAACCACUAGGGGCAGUGUUGGGUUGUGGUCUCAGUCUCUACUUCCUGUUUUGAGCCCCCUGAUGUAUGAGCUGCUCCCUCUAGAGGACUCCUCCAGUACCACAGGUUGUUCAUCCGUAUGUAAACAUUUACGUUCAGGACGCAGCCGGUCGUCUUCACGUACGCGAGGUUCAAAAGCGAGAAUAUCUGAGCCCUGAAGACGAGACAAAUCAUCCAAAACCGACUUUCCAGACGACUUCUGCUCACGUCACUUUUUACGUCUCAGGUCGAAAUCAAACAAAGAGUUUAAAUCUGAAGCAGCUUCAGCAAAAGGUGUUUUUAUCACACACACGCCAGCAGAACCGCUGCCUUCCUCUGGUUCAGCGCGCUCGCCGGGCGCACUUUUUGUUUUGCUAGCGGUUCACCAGACGCAGAGUCUCGCUCAGGGCGUUUUUGGAGCUGCAGCGUCUAGCCGACGCGUCUCCUUAUGAUCGGAGUCGAGAACAAUGAAGGAACAUGAACAUAAAACAUGCUAAGCUAACGUUAUCAUCUCAGCUGCUGAAAUUGUUGCUUCUCACUCAGACGUGUGAUGGACAACUUUAGUCAAGCCACGCCCAGAUUGUGAGAUUGCCCCGCCCACAGGAAGUGAUGUCACAUCUAAUGAUGUUGACAGACCGUCCAGCAGGACUGAAUGUUUUCACCGGAUCCUUAAAAAGACGAAGCAAACUCGACCUCAUCCGGCUGUCUGAUUGGUUGAUUGAUUGACAGGUUGAUUGAUUGACAGGUUGAUUGAUUGACAGGUUGCUAUUCAUGCUGUUGUGUUCACUUGUUUGCUGCUAAAGGAAAGUUCCACAAUAAAUUUACUUUCUUUAAAAUA
Molecule: messenger RNA, 5683 nt
Organism: Labrus mixtus (cuckoo wrasse)
Lineage: Eukaryota; Metazoa; Chordata; Actinopteri; Labriformes; Labridae
Gene: adam15
Product: ADAM metallopeptidase domain 15
Exons: 27
Coding region: 403-3384 (993 amino acids)
Biological process (GO): proteolysis; integrin-mediated signaling pathway; innate immune response
Molecular function (GO): integrin binding; metalloendopeptidase activity
Source: RefSeq, a predicted model, not a curated record